AUGAUCCCAAACUACCGCCAUCAUGGCGUGCGAGUGCCCUCUGGCACCACGCAGACUGCAGCUCGCCUGGUGCUACGGGCGCGUGUGUCAGCCCUCCCGUGGGGUACACGCCUGGUAGAGGGCAUCCGGGCCCAGACGCGGCAGAUCACGAUGCUGUCGCUGCGCCUGCUGCUCCGGCAUCUGACCACCAUGGUCCAGGGCCUGGUGGUGUUCCUGCGGCACCUGAGGCAGCCCGGGGCCAAGGGCCCACACGCCCCGAACCCCACCCCAGCCCAGCAGCGCAGCGACGACGAGGAGGAUGGCGCGACCUCGGGCCCGGCGGUGCCCACCGCUCUGCCGCCCCUCAACCCGUCGGUGGUGUCCGAGCAGCUGCGGCCGCUGCACGCUACGCUGAUCGACGCCGCCAAGCCGCUGGACGCCAAGUGGCGGGACCUGCAGGGUCUGGCCUCCGGCGCGGCAGACUCCCUGUUCCGGCUGGCGCGGCACACCGCCGCCGUCACCGCCGACCUGGAGGGAAAGGGCCUGGCAGGGGCGCCGCAGGCGCAGCAGUGGGCCCUGGACGCCGCCAGCGACAUGGCGCAGAAGGAGCGUCAGCUCUACGACCAGGUCUUCGCCCAGGUGCUCGGCGAGCUGGAGCGGCGGGACAGCGCGCGUGGCGCGCGGCGCUGGGGCAUGCUGGCCGAAGGAUGA
Auxenochlorella protothecoides is the source of this 690-nucleotide messenger RNA. RefSeq lists its product as hypothetical. The coding region runs from base 1 to 690 and encodes 229 amino acids. NCBI's taxonomy places the organism in Eukaryota, Viridiplantae, Chlorophyta, Trebouxiophyceae, Chlorellales, Chlorellaceae. The transcript is spliced from 3 exons. The record is from RefSeq and is a predicted model, not a curated record.